CCGGCGUUAUUUGACAAAAUGGUUCCCCGCGGGAUAAUCGUCCUGUGCUUUAGUGUCGUCCUGGCGUCGGCUUCAGCGGACAGCUUCGGAGUUGGCAUCAAGCUUCUCAGAAGGUUGUAUGACGACUGCGAGAAGUCACAGGAGAUCACGAAAUGUUUUAAAAUCCAAGCUGUUAAGUUGGUCGAUCGCGCUGCUAGAAUGGAAGUGCUUCCACUAUUCGAUGGCUUUUCCUUAAAACGGAUCGCGGACCAUGGCAGAGCGUUUCCCUCAUCCAUACCAGAAGGAGACUUGAAUUCUUUGAGUUCAGAGGAAGUCGACAAACUUCUCAAUCUAGCAACAUCGAAGCUGAUGCAAACGCAUCGUGUUAUAAUAUCACCUACUAAUAUUGGAACGGACGUCGGCCGGUCAUUGAACGAAGCCAGGAGUAAAUUGAAGAAAAUGAUAGGUCCAAUAUUAGCUGGAGUUGUGAUCAAGGGAGGUUUUUUGGCUAUGGCAUUCCAAGCGAUCGCUUUGAUCGCUGGUAAGGCGCUGCUGAUCGGUAAGAUUGCCUUACUUUUAUCUGCCAUUAUCGGAUUAAAGAAACUGGUAGCAGGAGGCGAAGCGCACGAGAAAACAACGUACGAGAUCGUCAAGCAUCCACAGGUUUCACAGAGCCACACUUACUCGUCCUCACACUAUGGCAAUGACUUCGACACAACAGGUCCAGGAGGUCACUACAGAAGAAGCGUCGAAGAGGAGGCUGCAGCUCAGGACAGGGCUUACAGAGCAUACGCUAAGAAGCAGUAAAUAGUAAAAUCUGGUAGAAGAUGACUUACGACUCCCUUUACAAAGUACAGCAACGACAUGGCAAAUUCACAAAUGAAAUCACCUCCGAUGCCAACAAUUAUGUUGACGACAUUGCACUCGCAAGUUGGAGACUAUUUUAUUCAUUUAUUUAAAUUUAUUAUAGGUUAUACGAUUCUAUUUAAAUUGAAAAGGUAUUAUUUAAGUAUUAUUUAAUUAUGUAAAACGU
This is a messenger RNA of Nymphalis io (European peacock), 1012 nucleotides long. RefSeq lists its product as uncharacterized. The coding region runs from base 19 to 786 and encodes 255 amino acids. The transcript has a single exon. The record is from RefSeq and is a predicted model, not a curated record. NCBI's taxonomy places the organism in Eukaryota, Metazoa, Arthropoda, Insecta, Lepidoptera, Nymphalidae.